This is a messenger RNA of Leguminivora glycinivorella, 3388 nucleotides long. Its product is annotated as PHAF1 protein CG7083. The transcript is spliced from 11 exons. The record is from RefSeq and is a predicted model, not a curated record. NCBI's taxonomy places the organism in Eukaryota, Metazoa, Arthropoda, Insecta, Lepidoptera, Tortricidae. Gene Ontology annotation, cellular component: trans-Golgi network. Gene Ontology annotation, biological process: Golgi to plasma membrane protein transport. The coding region runs from base 245 to 1540 and encodes 431 amino acids.
CAUUCAUAUCGCAUCGAUAGUCCACAGUGGCAACACGUUCAAGUGCAGAAAAAAAAAACAAAAUCCGACCCUGGCAAAAUACAAUCAGCUGUUUGUAAUGACAGUUCUCUGACAAAUACAAAAUGGUUGAAAACUAAAGUUGGCAAACAAAGAAAGGCAGCGUAAUAGCGUUAUUUGGCGUUUAAAAACGUUUUUUGAAGUGAAAAGUGUAUUAAAAUAGUGUGUGUGAAGUGUUUAGUGCACAAUGUUGGAUUUGGAGAUCAUCCCGGAGCGAUCCCUGGGCUGCGACGCCUGGGAGUUCGUUUUAGGGAUGCAUUUCUCUCAGUCAGUGGCCAUCAUACAGAGUCAAGUGGGCACAAUAAGAGGGGUACAAGUACUAUAUAGUGAUCAGAAUCCCCUAAACGUAGACCUAGUGAUAAAUAUGCCUCAGGACGGCAUUCGGUUCAUAUUUGACCCCGUGGCCCAGCGGCUCAAGAUCAUAGAGAUAUAUAAUAUGAAACUAGUUAAGCUUAGGUAUAGCGGCAUGUGCUUCAACUCGCCAGAGAUAGCGCCAUCUAUCGAGCAGGUGGAGCACUGUUUCGGCGCCACGCACCCCGGCCUCUACGAUUCUCAGAGGCACCUGUUCGCGCUUAACUUCAGGGGACUAUCGUUUUAUUUCCCCGUUGAUAGCAAAUUUGAGCCCGGCUACGCGCACGGCCUGGGCUCGCUCCAGUUUCCCAACGGCGGCUCGCCCGUCGUCGCUAGAACUACCAUUUACUACGGAUCUCAACACCAGGCAAGCAGCAGUGUAGGAGCGUCUAUCGGCGCGCCUCUCCCCCCUCUCCCUCUGUCCUGUUACCGGCAACAGCUUCAUUUGCGGCGCUGUGAUGUCCUCCGCUCACCGCAGAGCACUCGUGGAUUAAGAUUACACAUGUUCACUGAAGGCACGUCGCGCGCGCUGGAGCCAGUGCAGCUGGCGCUGUGCCGCGUGGUGCGCUUCGGGGACUCGUGCCAGGCGGUGGCGCGCGCGCUGGGCGCCCCGGCGCGGCUGUACUACAAGCACGACGACAAGAUGCGCAUCCACCGCCCCCCCGCGCGCCGCCCCAGGCACGCGCCCCCCGCCACCGACUACUUCUUCAACUACUUCACGCUGGGAUUGGACAUCCUCUUCGAUGCAAGCACGCACCAGGUGAAGAAAUUCGUACUGCACACCAACUAUCCUGGGCACUACAACUUCAACAUGUACCAUCGCUGCGAAUUUGAGCUAGCCGUGCAGCCCGACAAAUGCGAGCCGAAUUCGCUAGUAGACAGCGUGGGAGCCGUCAACAUCACUGCCUACUCCAAAUGGGAAUCCGUCUCUCGCGCCCUACGCGUCUGCGAGCGCCCUGUGGUCCUCAACCGGGCUUCAAGCACUAAUACUACCAACCCGUUCGGAUCUACCUUCUGUUACGGAUACCAGGACAUCAUAUUUGAGGUGAUGUCGAAUAACUACAUCGCAUCGAUCACGCUGUACCAGCCGGAGGGCGGCCGCUCCGCCAUCCCUGUCAACUCUAUCGCGUGACACAACCAGGUUUCCCCAAGCGAAGGCUUGUACACAUCCUGAACCAUUCAGUCGCCUUUUAAUCCUCCACUAAGAGCACAGUGGCGCCGCCAUGCGCCGCGAAGCAACAUAUCCCCGAUAAAGCACCUAAGAGGAAACAGUAUUGAAAAAAAAAUGUGAUAAAAAAAACUAAAAAAAGUUAAGUGAGUGACAGAUCUCAGACGGUGUGCAUAAGUCUUAUUUAAUUCUUUUUUUUCUCGACAUAGAUGGACGUGUAAGUAAUUAGUCAAAUUUGUUUUUUUAAACCGAAUCAUGAGAUAGAAUUAGGCUGUUGUAAAUAUUUUUGAAAUACUAAAAUUAAGGAUCAUAAAUCAAUGUAUUUUUUCUAAAAAAAAAGAUGAUUUUGAGGAGUUUGCUAUUGCGUGUGGAAGAAAAAAAGUGUAAAAAAAAUAUUUUUCUUAUGACAACACCACAAUAUGCCAUGGAUGUUUUUUUUUUAUUUUUAUGGUUUUAAUUAUUAAUAAAUGUGUAAGGAUUAUAAGUAAUGUGCCUCACUAUGACGUUAUUUAUUUAUGUGUUUGUAUUUUCAUUUUUUAUAUUGUCUUGCUUUUCGAUUUCGUCAAUAGUUUAUAUGAAUCGAAGAGUUAAGCUUGAAACUAAAUCAAAAAAACUUCUUUAUCUAUAUUUUUAAAUAAAUAAUAAGCUCUUGUCUUAGGAUAACUAUUUAUUUGUUUAAAAAUAUAGAUUUAGGUCGUAUAAAUAUAAUUUUAAAUAUUGAAUGAUAGUGUCCUGUGCAAUUACCAUCAGAAAUUCCAUUCGCGUAGACAAGAUGCCAAUAGCAUACGAUCCGUAGCGAUUGCAAUUAUCUCUUUCUGCCGAUCUUCUGAUAGAAAGAGAUACAUUGAAUUAUUGGCCCCUACCCGCCAUAAAAUCGACUUUAGUAUCAAGGUUUCUAAUGGGUUGGCAACGCGCACGUGACACCCCUUGAGUUGCAGGCGUCCAUAGGUUACGGUGACCGCUUUCCAUCAGGCGGGCCGUAUACCUGUUUGCCACCGACGUGGUAUAAAAAAAAAGUGUACAUACAUAAAACAUAAACAAAAUCACGCCUGUAUCCCAUAAAGGGGUAGGCAGAACACAUGAAACUACUAAAGCUUCAGUGCCAAAAAAAAAGUGUAAAAGUACAUUAUUGUCAGUAACCUGUACAUACACCGUGCAUAAAAAAACUCGGUGUAUAGACGUCUCUUAGAGACUAUAAGGUUGUGUAUACAUUUUCAAUGUUCGUUUGUAAACUGUUGAAUCAACCUAUUCGGAUAUGGUAAAGCACUUUGUAUAGUCAAUUUUUGAUGGUAAUUGUAUAACUGUGAAGACAUGCUUUGUUAUGUGUCGUUAUGUGUAGACGAAUGUGUGUGUGUGUCAAUGCCACGUAGCAGUCACAAAUGUGUGUGCAAUAUAAUUUUGUCAUAUCAACAUUUCAAGCGAACGUGAUAAAAACCAAAACGUUAUAAAAAUUACUUUUUGUAUACCUACAGCUAGAAUUUUACAAUGUUCUAGAGAUUUUAGCUUUGUUAACGAUUUUGCUAUAGGACGAAGUAUAUAUGCCUCAUUUCUAGUACCCAACCAUCAGUGGUGUAUAGAACCAGCAAAAUUUGAUUCGAAAUUUGAAACAAAAUUUGAAGCAAAAUUUGAUUCAAAUUCAAGUUCUAACAUAAAACAUCGACAACCAAAAAGUACAAUCGAUAUUCAUUGUGACAUGACGGACAGAGUCUAUAUGGGUGAAUCAACUUUUUCUUGCUUUUUGCAAGAAAUGCCAUACUUAUUAUUAGCUCUACUUUUGUGAGUUUUUAACCUGGCCAUCGUGAAUAAAGAUCC